Molecule: messenger RNA, 3829 nt
Organism: Nothobranchius furzeri (turquoise killifish)
Lineage: Eukaryota; Metazoa; Chordata; Actinopteri; Cyprinodontiformes; Nothobranchiidae
Product: hepatic and glial cell adhesion molecule
Source: RefSeq, a predicted model, not a curated record
AACGACUGUGUCCUCCGUCCAGCCCAGAGACACAAAUCAUGCUGACUGUCUGGGACAAAAACAAAGCUUUUAACCCAAGAUGCAGCCAGAGACGGACGCUUCUACGAAAGUCAAAACAACUCACAAGUUUUUAUUGCUUGCGUGUUUCAGUUUCUUCAAUUUCAAAGUGCUGGCGGUAAACAUGACAAUCCCUAACACUCUGAUCAGAGGAGUGGUCGGAGGGGAGGCCCUUCUGUCGGUCCGCUACAGUAGUUUCAGCCUCGAUUUGCCGGUCAUCAAGUGGCAGCUCAAGAGGGAAAAGUCUGUUACCGUUGUCCAGACGAUUGGAACGGACAUCAUUGGGACCUUGAGGCCCGAGUAUCAAGAUCGAAUCCUGGUAUUCGAGAAUGGGACGCUGCUCCUCCACAACCUCAGGCUCUCGGAUGAUGGAACUUAUGAUGUGGAGAUCUCCAUCACAGAUGACAUUUUUACAGGCGAGGGCAGCAUCGUGCUUACUGUGGAUGAGCCCAUAUCCAGGCCAUACAUCCACAUGGAAGCCUCUUCUGUGCUGGAGCUCAGUGAAAACUUCCUCCUCAAUUGUUCCCAUGACAACGGAACCAGGACCACAUACAGGUGGUUUAAAGGUGGCAAGCCCCUGACCAACGAAACAAGGUUCUUGUUGUCGCCGGAUCAGAAGCUGCUGACCAUCAUGAGAGUGUUGAUGGCCGAUGAUGACAUCUACAGCUGCACAGUGGAGAAUCCUGUGGGCAGCAUGACCAGCCUGCCCGUUAGACUGUCUGUGUACAGAAGAAGUUCCCUCUACAUCUUUCUUUCUACUGGAGGAAUCUUCCUCCUCAUCGCCUUGGUGACCGUGUGUGCCUGUUGGACUCCUAAAAAGUCCAAAAAGCAGCCCAGAAAAUCUAUGUCCAGGAUUUACGGCCACUCUCGUCACAAACCACUAAAUCAAAAUGAUGAUAUGGCUCCAAAAAUGACGGCGCAUAACGGGAUAAAUGCAGUGACAUCACUCUACAUUCUGCAGCAAAAAGAUCCCUCCAUGGAUGACUCUUCCAGCAACAGCAUCGGAUCUCCUUCUGAACUUGACAACCCACCAUCCUACACUACUUCUCCCAAAUGCACAAAUUCUCUCAUCCUGACAGCUGGUUCACCAGCUCAUUGCUCCCCUAGGUAUACCUGAAACGUCCAUUUUCACAUUUAAAAAAAAGACCAAUUUCUACAUUUUUUGUUGCCUGCCUUCAUCCAUCAGACAACGAAGGUUCUAAUAAAAAAUCAUGAUUUAAAUGGAAAGAAUUCUACUUUACAAAUAUGGCCAUUAAAUAGUCAAUAAGGGAACCAGUCAGCACCAAACUCUUUAAAGAAAUGUUAAUGUGAUACACAUUAUUUGUAUGUAAAGUUUAUAAGGUGUAUCUUGAAUGUUCUUUUUAAUUAUAUAUUAUUGUAAUAAUUUGUAUUUGAGUUCUUGUAAAUAAUUUGUUGGUUUUGCCUACAUGAUAUUUUACUUUUAUACAAACUUUAAUCAUAUGUGACCUUAUAAUAAAUGAGUGAUUUUGAAGUUCUUGCAUGACAUUGUCAAUAAAACUUUGAUUAUAUAAAUGAAAGCUCACUGUGGUGCACAAGAAAAUGUUUGCACACCCGCGCCCCAUUUUCAAUUUCCAUUGAAGUUUAAUUUACAUCUCAUACCUUUUUAAAAUAUUGAACAUUAAAAGCAAACUGCAAUAAUUUAAAGAAUGCAAUACAAUAAACUACAACCUAAGAGCAACUCAUCCCAUUUCAACUUUUCUUGCUGAUAAAUUAUAUAAAUGUGUGUCUAAUCGUGUUGUAGAAACAUGUAGUCAAUAAUAUGGCACUUUAUCGCAUCUUAGUUCAAAUUUAAAUAUUCUGCCUAAAACUGUCAGUGUUGCACCACUAAGGUGGUUAUGCUCACACCAGUCCACAAAAGCCAUGAUGACGGACCUGUCCUCCAGGUCAUUCCCCCCAGACACAGCCGACAAUGGCUGAGUCAUCAGAGAACUUCUGGAGGUGACAGCUGCUGGUGUUCAAGGUGAAAAGAAAGGGUGAGAGCACCAUACCCUGCUGAGCCCCUAUACUGGACACAACCACCUCACCACCUCGGACAUACAGUUGUGCAGCCUCAUGCACUGUGGUCUGUUGGUGAGGUAGUUGAUAGUCCAUGCAGUCAGAUGUUUGUCAACUCGUGCAGCCUUCAUCUUCUGCUGCAGUAGACAAAGCUGGAUGGUGUUGAAGGCACUUGAGAAGUCGAAGAACAUGAUUCUCACAGUGCUUUUUUGCAUCUCGAGGUGAGUCAGAGCCUGGUGCUGCAGGUAGAUGAGCGUGGUAGAUUAUUAUUAGAAAUAUACAUUUAGAAAUGACUUUUCAGUGAACCACACGUUCAAUAUAAAGGGACAGCAGUAGCAGGAGGUAGAGUAACUGACAUGAGACUCCAUGAUGAGAGCUGGGUCAAAUGUCACACCAAGAAUCCUGACAGAGGGUUUGGCGUGAGAAAAAAGGUAGAGCGGGUUGUCCAGUAAUCGGAAGGUUGCAGGUUCGAUCCCGGCUCCGACCAGAGAAUGCUGCUGUUGUGUCCUUUGGCAAGAAACUUAACCCGCCUUGCCUGCUGGUGGUGGUGAGAGGGACCGGUGGCGCCAGUGCCUUGCAGCCUCGCCUCGGUCAGUGCGCACCAGGGCAGCUGUGGCUACAUCGUAGCUCAUCCCCAUCAGAAUUUGAGUGUGUGUGUGAAUGGGUGAAUGACUGAUUGUGCUGUGAAGUGCCUUGAGGGGUUGUAGUACCCUAAAAAGGUGCUAUACAAGUACAGACCAUUUACCAUAUAGCCAGCAUCAAUAAAACAGUAUAAUUGUUACGUGAAAUGCAUAUUUUAAAAUAAGGUUGUUAUAAAUUUGUUUAUUUGUUUUAUUAUUUGGAUCUCUAUUAGUACUCUUCCUGAGGUCCUGCACUGUGAAAAAUUAUUUGAGGUUUUAGAUAUGUGGACAAAUGUAAUCAUUUUUACUGAACUCAACAUCAGUUACAAUCUAAUGGUAUUUGUUGAAAAAACAUUUAAAAACAACAACAACAAAUGAGAUUAGAAAUCAAUUCUGCUUACUUAUGGGUUUUAGUUUAGGCAUUUUUUCAUGCAUCAAAAGUUGACGUAAUUGUCAAUUGGUAAAUUUUCAAGAUUUUCAGAGAAGACGUUAACAGCCAUUUUAUUUCGCUCCAGCCCUUGUCAAGUAUGUACACUUUUUAACAAAAUAUCUUCUUAUUUCUUCAUUAAUACCAAGUUUGAACUCAGUCUCAGCUAUUUUUUCUAUGUUUAAAUAUUCGCUAUUAACUGAUUUCAAUGUUUUUCAUUAUCUUUGAAACCUUUGUCAUGUUUUAAGCUAGCUACCACCCUCCUUACCUUAUCUGAUAUUUUCAGCGUGAAAUAAGUACAACAAUUAGCUCAUAAGUUGGCUAAUUGAGUUCUUAAAAGUUAGUUAGUUAUGCUCAGUAUCUGCAUGUAUUUCUGUAUAUUUUAUUCAUGCUAUUUUAUUCUCUACAUUCUCUUUAACAGUGGCAGCGUUUGGGUUACUUUACAACUUUUAAAUAGCAUUUUAUUUAGAUCAUAAAAUUAUAUUAAAAAUGGUUAAAAUGCUGAAUAAAUGUCAGUAUAAAAUUAUGUCUUCCAUCGCUUUAAACAGCUGGGUAGGCCGAUCUCUAUUUAUUUUGAGGAGUUUCAAGACAUAGAAAAAAAAAACACUAUAUAGAGCUCCUGCAUUUCAGUUGCAUGUCUUUUGUGAUACAGACGUUUCUCUCCAGGUUGCCACUGGGUUUAGUUUCUGUUGAGGACUACCACUGACAG